This is a messenger RNA of Cladocopium goreaui, 1341 nucleotides long. The record is from the annotation of a GenBank genome assembly. NCBI's taxonomy places the organism in Eukaryota, Dinophyceae, Suessiales, Symbiodiniaceae.
AUGUCGCCUGCGCAGGUCUACACUGACCGGUACCAAGGAGGGCACGGGCCUCAGAUCAUGCGGAAGCAGAAUCAGGUAGUUGCGGACUUUCGUUUGGUUCGCGCCGCAGUUGCAGCCAAGAGCAGCUUGGCAGACCUCCUGGUGUUUGAUGACAGCGUGCAAGGUGGCGUUGCGCAGCUGCGCGUGGCGGUUGUGUUCUUUGAUGGUGCUCGCCUUGCCGUGGCAGAGAAGCUCAGUACCACCUCGAGUGGGAAGACAAGAGGUGUGGAGUGUGGUGUUGCGCAGCAGCGCGUGGUGCUGCGUCUAAAACUAGUUGCGGCGGAUCGAGAUUGCAAAAAACGCCGCGCCUCCUUUCGCAAACACGCGCGCCUUGGACCGCGCUGGCUGAUGCGUUCUGAUGCUGCAAUGCGAAUGCGCAGGUGGUGGAGAAGUUUCACUUGCCUUCUGCUGGCGGCCACCGCAGCCAUUGUUCAACAGGCCUCGCCAGAGAAUUUUCUGACCUCAUGCGGCGUUGCUCCGAGGUGCAUUGCGAGACGUGCUGCGCGUGCGAGUGCUCCGCCCAUGCCAACUGUGGAGGAACUCGAUGACAUGUACCCAGAACUUGGUCGGAGAGAAGUUGCUGUCUUGGCCAAGGGUGAAAAUUGGGCCGUGGUUUACAAUCCUUCUGGUGCUGUGGCGCAUUGGCACAAAGAACUAUACAGGGAAGAGAAGAAAGGCGGUACCCUGCUGGGCCGUGCCAAACGCACGCUGCGACGCCCGGUGCAUUUGGUGGGUCGCUUGGAUCGCUCGGUCAGCGGUCUUAGCCUGCUGGCCUUUGACCCUGAAACUGCUGAGGCCCUGCAGUCGGUGAACGCUUCAAAGGUGUACUAUGCGCUUUGCCGCAACAGUGGGGAAACUUUUCUUGAUCGAGGCCGUUUUGCCGUCACCCGGCCGCUGCUUGACAAAAAACCCUUUGGGAAGAAACACGGCAACAUCAUGAAAGAGAGCUAUACCGAUGUUGAGGUGCUUGUCGGGGGAAAGGAUCCCAACUGCUGCCUGGUCCGUGCCGAGCCCAAGACCGGCCGGUACCAUCAGAUUCGACGACACUUGCGAAACAUCACCUUGCCAAUUCUCGGAGAUACGUAUUGCAAGAAGCGAACGCGGGAGUACUUUGAGUCCUUUGGUAUCCAGCUCCCACGGCGGGUCAUGCUCCAUUUGUAUAGUAUUCGAGUGCCUGCAACCGAGAAGACACCGGAAAUCUAUGUGACUUGCCCGUUGCCGCCCAACUUCCAGCACUUCAUCCGCCACUCGGCAAUAUCUAGGGCAGAGGCAAAUCUAUGUCUUCCUGAUGACGUUGUUUGA